AUGCCUAAGAACAGCAAAGUGACGCAGCGGGAACACAGUAAUGAGCAUGUCACUGAGUCUGUGGCUGACCUGUUGGCCCAUGAGGAGCCUGUGGACUACAAGCACAGUGUCUUAAAUGUGGCUGGAGAGACCUGGGACAAGCAGAAGGAUGCUGAGGAGGACCUGGACUCUGAGAAUCGGCCAGCUUGGAACAGCAAGCUGCAAUACAUCCUUGCACAGAUUGGCUACUCUGUGGGGCUGGGGAAUGUCUGGCGGUUUCCAUACCUGUGUCAAAAAAAUGGCGGAGGUGCCUAUCUGGUCCCGUACCUAGUGCUGCUUAUCACCAUUGGGCUCCCUCUCUUCUUCCUGGAGCUGGCCGUGGGUCAGAGAAUCCGCCGGGGCAGCAUUGGAGUGUGGAACUACGUCUGCCCCAACCUGGGGGGCAUUGGAUUUGCCAGCUGUCUAGUCUGUCUUUUUGUUGGUCUCUAUUACAACGUGAUCAUUGGAUGGAGCAUCUUCUACUUCUUUAAAUCCUUUCAGUAUCCCCUGCCCUGGAGUGAGUGCCCCAUCAUUAACAAUGGCACAAUGGCCAUUGUAGAGGCAGAAUGUGAAAAGAGCUCAGCUACCACUUACUUCUGGUACCGGGAGGCCCUGGACAUUUCCAACUCCAUCUCAGAAAGUGGGGGGCUUAACUGGAAGAUGACUCUGUGCCUGUUGGCAGCCUGGAGUAUCGUGUGCUUGGCCAUGAUUAAAGGAAUCCAGUCUUCAGGGAAGGUGAUGUACUUUAGCUCCCUCUUCCCUUACGUGGUGCUGGUUUGCUUCCUGGUGCGGGGACUGCUGCUGAGGGGAGCCAUAGAUGGCAUCCUGCAUAUGUUCACUCCAAAGCUUGACAAGAUGCUGGAUCCCCAGGUAUGGCGAGAGGCAGCCACACAGGUCUUCUUCGCCUUAGGCUUGGGCUUUGGAGGAGUCAUCGCGUUUUCCAGCUACAACAAGCAGGACAAUAACUGCCACUUCGAUGCUGUGCUUGUCUCCUUCAUCAACUUCUUCACCUCUGUGCUGGCCACCCUGGUGGUCUUUGCUGUCCUGGGGUUCAAGGCUAACCUCAUGAAUGAGAAAUGUGUGGUGGAGAAUGCUGAAAAGAUCCUGGGCUACCUAAACACCAAGGUCCUGAGCCAUGACCUCAUCCCGCCCCAUGUGAACUUCUCCCAUCUCACAGCCAAGGACUACAGCGAGAUGUACAAGGUGAUCAUGACGGUGAAGGAGAAUCACUUCAAGGAGCUGAGCUUGGAUGCCUGCUUGCUGGAAGAUGAGCUCAACAAGUCAGUGCAAGGAACAGGUUUGGCCUUUAUCGCCUUCACUGAAGCAAUGACUCGCUUCCCUGCAUCUCCUUUCUGGUCCGUGAUGUUCUUCUUGAUGCUGAUCAACCUGGGGCUGGGCAGCAUGAUUGGGACCAUGGCAGGCAUCAGCACCCCUAUCAUUGACACCUUCAAGGUGCGGAAGGAAGCUUUUACAGUUGGCUGUUGCAUCUUUGCCUUCCUGGUGGGCCUCAUCUUCGUGCAGCGCUCAGGGAACUACUUUGUCACCAUGUUUGAUGACUACUCUGCCACACUCCCACUCACUGUUGUGGUAAUCCUGGAGAAUAUUGCUGUGGCUUGGAUUUACGGCACCAAAAAGUUCAUGCAGGAGCUGACGGAGAUGCUGGGCUUCCGCCCAUCCCAGUUCUACUACUACACCUGGAAAUACAUCUCUCCUAUCUGCAUGGCUGUGCUCAUGACUGCCAGCAUCAUCCAGCUGGGAGUCAACCCUCCAGGAUACAGUGCUUGGAUCAAAGAAGAGGCUUCAGAGAAGUUCCUCUAUUACCCAACAUGGGCUAUGGCCAUCCUUGUCUCUCUGAUCAUCCUGGCUACUCUCCCGCUGCCAGUGGUCUUCAUCCUUCGCCAGUUCCACCUCGUGUCGGAUGGCUCGAAUACCCUUUCUGUCACCUACAAAAAGGGCCGGAUGAUGAAGGACAUUUCCAACUUGGAAGACAACGAUGAGACCCGCUUCAUUUUGAGCAAAGUGCCCAGUGAGACCCCCUCCCCAAUGCCCACACACCGGUCCUACCUGGGCCCAGGGAGCUCUUCCCCGAUGGAGAUGAACAGUACACCUAACGGACGCUAUGGAAGCGGGUACCACUUGGCCAGCACUCCUGAAUCUGAACUGUAAUGACCACCCACCACCCUCCCAAACAGAGCCCUGGAGAGGAGGUCCCCAGGACCUGAUCCUGACCCCGAGGGCACCGAUAAAAGAAACCCAUCUUAGAAUUUUAACCAGUAAGCAGCCAUUUCCAGGGAUGACAUCAUAAAGGGAUUGUGGGAGGGAGCGGGACUUCCCUCCUGGCAACCUCCAGUCAAACAGCAGGAUGCCUUCCCAGCUGCCCUUGUGAAUAGAAAAGAAAAUGAAACAAGACACUGCAAUAAAGAACAUUUUAUAGGGAUGUUCCUACAGAGAUGCCUCCUGGAACAAGUCAAGAAUCUCUUUAUUUCCAAGCACCUGACAGUUGGAAAAGGGACACACAAUAAGGUGACAGCCAAAGAAGUUUCCUCUUCUAGCCUGGAUCUGUUUCCCCUCUGUUUAUUUUCCUUUAGGUAGGAGACGUGACAGCCUUAUUCCAGUGAGCACACCUAGCCAUCAAUGUUCAUACCACGAUGAAGAGCCAGUUCCCUCCAGGUUUGUGUUGCUGUUGUGUCUCCUGUGCUUUAAUAGCUUUGGAGAUGCCCAAAGCCUAGCAUCUGUGGACAUUUCUUACCAUGCAGGACUAAGGUGUAUCUCAAGUGGGCAAAAAUGCUUUGUAGCCAGUGGCAGAGCCUGGCUAAUCUUUGGGUGUCUUCUUCUUUGAUGCCAGUACAACAUAAUGGGAUUGUGUCAAUGAAUAACUUUGAGAUGAGGAGAUCCCCUUCUGGAUGAAGCUUUAAGUUAGCAUGCCCAUUUACAAUGCAGUGUUACUCUUCCAAAUGGCAAAAGCAGCACAAGACCUCAGAUGGAUUCAGGUGUUGUGAGAGCAUGUGCCAUGUGUGCAGGCCAGAAUCUGAACAGAGUUACCACAGAGUAGAUCUAGAGUGAUCUCCUGGGAAAUUGCAGGGUUCACAUUGGAUUCGCUCCUGAUAUGCAGCAUAUAACUGUGUGCAGGUUCCAGCCCCAAGAUUUUUAUUUUCAAUGCACUGUGUGAAAGAGAGCACUGGGAGAGUGGUGAAUAGCUUCCCCUUGCCAGACUGGCCGGAUGCUCUGCAGGGACAGGUAGCAAAACUGGGGCUAUUGGACUCCUGGUUUAGCUGUCAGGAACUAGAUCUUAUCAUUUGCCCUCGUCCUUGGUGUUAGCUGGAUAUAACUGAGGGCUGAAGGUGACCAUGUGCACCCAGCAUCUAUUUACAAGGCCCAGGUAUCCUCAGCCAAGGGUCCAAAUUCCUCCCUGGUAUGUUCCCAUAGACAUCAGUGCCCUUAUGCCAGGGGUGUAUUUGGUUCUGGGGGCCAUGCCUUGUUUCAGGAAGAUGGAGCUUGGCAUCACAUGUUGUGGAGUCUCCUUUCAGUUAACACUAGAUUUUCACAGCUCUAAUUGGCUUCUGUGCCUGACCAGUGGGUCUCUUGUUUGACCCAGUCCUGUCACAACCAUCCAUGGGUUUUGGGAGCUGUAUGAGAGAGUUAUGCUGGGUACUCCCAGCUCCAUCUAAGAGGUUAGGACCUGGUCCAGGUAGAGGGAGGGAGCAUCACUACCCCACAUCCAUUUGUGAGUGUCUAGAGGAGCCGUGAGUGUGACAGAUCCUGCUUCUUAUGUCCCUCUGGGGCAGGGGAAGAAGUUGUCAUCUCACAUAUUGCUACAAUCUGAGCAACUCGCUGAGACCUUGCUCUUGCACUUAAAGCCAAUGCCAUAGACUCUCAUCCCGGGGUCCAGGCCACUGAUCUUAUUUUGACCUUGCAGAGGCUGAGAGGCUGUAUCCUCUCUCUGCUUCUCCUUUCCCCUGUCCCAUCUCUCUUGGUUAAAUACAGGCAGGCUAAAGACUGGUAAAAAUCUCUUGAGCCUUUUGUUGUGCUAUUGGUUUCCAUGAGCAGCCUUUUCUCUUUCUGUCUCCAUCUCUGCAGCUUCCCUUAUGCAGCCAGCAAAGUUUUACAUACCAUAUUUUACUGGCAUAUCACAUGCACCUUUCCCCAAAAAAUUAGCCUUCCAAAAUUGGGGUGCAUGUCUUGAGUGGGGAAGCUGAUUUUCUGCCCCACAUAGAAGCACCUUGCUUUGAUUCUGUGUCCACCCAAAGUUUAAAAGCAACUUCCCAGCAGCAGCAGUGCCAUUUCUAUUGAGGCAGCCAAGGGAGGCUGUUGACUUAAUGGUUCCCUGCUCUUUACUCCACAGGUGCUAAUGACUGCCUCUUCUUUGCAAUAGACUUGAUUUUCUACUAAUCAAGCUAACUUUUGUUCUGGCAAUUUUGCUGUCUGCUAGCUGCUCCUGGUCUCUCGUGUCCUAUUUCACAGCCCUACAGACUGUUUUACCUCCUUUCAAAUUUGUAGAUCUGCCCAUUGAGACCAGUCUUUAGCAGCAGCUACUGUUUCAUCUUCCCGCUGAGUAGGAAAGGGAAGGUGAGUGAGCUGAAGAUUAGGCUUCUCAUCUGCUCUGUGUGGCCAUAACUCUAGCAUUUUUUCCCUUCCUUCUGCCUCCCGACCAAAAAAGAUGUAUGUCUUUAUUUGGGGGCAUGUGAUAUGUAAGAAAAUACAGUAACCCCUCUUUUCUCCUUCUGCUGCAUCUGCUAACUGAGAUUUCUGUAAGUACUUUAACUCAGGCCCUCAGUAGCCAUUUCACAGAUAGGCAAAAUGAGGCACAGACUUGGCAAAGGGUGCCAUGUGAACCACUGGGAAGAGAACUGUGGCAUCUGGGUCCCAACCAUUGUCUGUGAACAGCAGGUCUCCAUGCCUCAGCCAUUGAAGGCCUUUCAUGUGAGGUCACAGCAUCCAGAAGGAAGGGUCCCACUCUUAAAAUGUUUCUGAGUUAAAUUCAGUGAUGUCAUGCUUUAAUGUCUUUGCCUCAAUUUGGAAUGCAAUACUUCUGCAAGAAUGAGUGGUGACAAACCCAAUAGCCUCUCUUCUUCCACUCUUACCUGUGCCCACCAUUUGUGAUAGCCUUUUCAAUCCCAUUUUUAGUGGAAGUCUAGCCAGUUGGCUGCAGUGGGCAGCUGCUUACAGCAGAGCUGAAUGUAGGCUGCCCGGUGUGGCAUGUGGACCAAUUCUGAUCUGAGACUGAUUCAAUCCUGGCUACACUUCACAGAUGCCAGGGAGAUGCUCCUGCUCAGCAUGGGUAUAGACAAGUUCUGCACUGGAUUCAGUGAGCCUGGGCCCCUGCCAUGUUUCUCUGUUGACUUCAACUGAGUUAUUCCAGUUGAUGCCAGCUGAGGAGCUGACCCCAGGAGCCUGAGCCAUGUUCACUUUGCAUAUGCGGAUGGCCAAGUUGGUGCUAGUUGCCCAGUUUUGCCAGGUAUAGCCUAAGUUGGUUCUUCAUCACUCUGGUGAUGAUUUUUCCCUCACUCAUCCAAGUGUCAGUGAGGAGCAACUCUGCUAUAAUCACUACCCUGGUCUGGUGUGGUCAAAGGAAAUCGGGGUCCGUGAUCUGAUCUGUAAAACUGAGCUAAUGAUUCACUCCUCCUCUGUAAGGCAUUUUGAGGCUUUCUGCUGAAAAGUGCUUAUAUAAUGAAGUGUUAUCUAGCAAAGCAGCAUUUGAACUCCAGGUGGAGCAGACUGCUUUGUGGUUUCAUGGGAGCAUCAGUGCUUUGCACCAGCUGGGCUCUGUUCCCUAUUCUGCUAUUGUUUAUACUGGGAACAUCCCAUGGCCUUACCCUGUUAUCCCCGCGUGAUGCAAAGGAGAGGCAGGGGUAGAACUGGGCCAAUCACACAAAGAAACCUGAAUGGAUCCUGGGCCUUGAUUGAUUUGUAAAUGACUUUUCUGAUCCCAAUACUUUGGGCAAGAGGAAGUGUUGUGGAAGGAAGCAGAGCCACGGAAUGUCUGAGAGGGUUGGAGAGAGCAGGGCAGUGUCGCUGGUUGUGCAGUGGAGGCCUGUCUGCCUCCGGCCACCUUGGGAGCUGUGCAGACAGCUUCUGGGGGGAGAGUGAGGCACGUGCAGCCAGGGUCAAAUCUGUUCUUCUUUUUCUCUAGUCUCCCCCCAUCUCCCUGCCCAUCUUCUCCUUCUGUUUCCAUCUGCUUGUGCUUUUCUUCCCCUCUCUACACAAGAGCAGAGGAGUCACUCCACACCAUUACACCAUGUGUCCACCUGGACCAGUCUCCCCUCUUCCAGAGUGGCCCGCACCAGCUGUUUCCAAGGGGGAAGGAGGGAUGUAAGGUAUCUCCUCAUGGUCAAUCAUGAAAUAACCUGCCCAUAUCAGGAAUUAGCAAGGCUUUCCCUUAUUUCUAAUUCUGUCCAUCUGUCUCUCUUUUCCCCUAGUGGGCCUUUCUCUCUCUGUGGACCCCAUCAUGGGGUUCCAGGCCAAGCAAGCCAGGAGUUAUCACAGAAGCACAAACUUGAAGUCCAACAUAGAUGUCCCAGUGUGGGUCUGCAUAUCUGCUAGGGCAGGUCCCCAGUUGAUGUAAAAUCACAUAAUUCUAGAUGCUUUGAUGGGGGUUAUACUCAUUUAUUCCAGUUGGGGAUCUAGCCCAUAAUCUCUUGAACCAUGUUUUUGAGCCAGCAGUGAGUCUUUUCAUUUCCCCCUCCUUCUCUUGAUAGUUUGGAAGCAACGGUGAUAGACAAGUGAAGAAAAGCUAUAUUAUAUAUAUAUAGAAUAAUAAUCUAUAGAUUCUAUUUCUAUUGUAUAUUUACUCUGUAAAUAUUGGUGUAAAUUCUGUUAAAUGACAAACAUAUUCAAAAGUGACCCGUGAACUAUUUUCAUUCUCAGUGCUGUACAGAUCUAUUUUCAUUGUAUAUUUGAUAUAUUUAUAAUUUUACUUUAUUUUUUUUAGUGUGUGAUUGGUGACUGCCCCCCUGCCAAGCCGCUCCCAGGAGUGGGGCUACAAGGGGGCCGCUGCCUUCAUUUAAUCUGUGGAAGUUCAGUAUUGCUUUGUGACAUUUGCUAGGUAUUAGGUUCCAGGGUGGGAUUUAAGUGUUAGGUGCUGUUUGCAGUCUGUGUGUACGUGCGUGCGUGCAUUAGGGUUAGUACAUGCUACGUGUGUUUGUAUGUGUUUUGUUAGGACUGACUUUUGCUGUUCUUCAGUCACUUCAGGGUCUCUCUUUAGUUUCUGUUGGCCACCAAUGCAUUCAAUUAUAUAGCAGUGAAUGUGGCUGGGGGAGGAUUCACAAAACUUGUCUGAUAGCUGUUCCCUCUGUCGGGCAGGGAGAGGGUUAAUGCUAAUCCACUGCAGGGUUUUAUGCUGCCAGUCACUUCUGUUGAUCUCUCAUAGACAUGAGGAGGAGCCAAUGUUACAGUCACACGCACCUUCUUUCUUUGUAAUUACAAAAUAACGAUGUCACUGUACCUGCCACCCUUGGGGCUCCUGGUUCAUCCCCACCCUGACUUGCAUUGUUGGGAAGCUUCGGUGUCCUUGAUUUUUAUCGCAAGCAGCUGCUGAAUAGACCAGUAGGAGAGACAGCAAUGUGACACAUUAACCACUGUUGUUAGCUAGGCUGAAACGCUCUAGAAUUAGCACUGUGGGAUGGAGCCAUUAUUGAGGAUCAAGGACCAAUAUGGGUUAUUCUCAAAAGAUUCCCCCAUCUCUCUUUGUGGGAGCCCUUAGCUGCUACUUCACCAGCCUGCUUCAGUGAGGCUGGUUUAUUAUAGCACAGGAUGCAAACUAAGCAAGCACAACAGCCAGAAGGAAGCGCUGCCUUUCCAAGUCCUGUCCAGAGACAUGGCCCAGCUUGGGGCCACACAGCAGUGUCCCUGCUUGCACUCACAUCCCCUGGGUGCUGCAUGAAGUCUCCGCCCAGCCCUGGGAGCAAAGCCAGAUGAAUGAGUGCAUUUCAUAGGUCCCGGGCCAUCAGUCUGCCUUAAGACUGAAAAAACAAAAGGACAGCACACGUCCCUGCCCCAGUGCAGACAGAUCAUGCUCAGGGACCUGGAACGGCAGCCCAAGCCAGGAGGCAGUGUUAGGGAAAGGCUUCAGUGAAGACCACAGAGGCCUUGCUUAGCAAGCACUGCAAGCUUAACUCGGCCUUCUCCUUGUGCACUGCAGCGGGCUUGGACAGUUUUAUUCAUCACACACGAGCCCUUAGAUCAACCUGGGUGCAGGGGAAGGGGCAGCUGUAGCAGGUUGCUUCUGCCAUAGUACACAAGGUCCCGGCCCACAGAUGCAGACACCCUAUGGUUUUGCUGUUGCUCAGGACUGGAUGCUUUGCACAGCUCAUCUAUAGGGGUGGAAUCAGAGGUCUCUGGCCUAAAAGCAUCCAUCUGUACUGCAUAAGGUAGAAGGCCAGUAGAAGCAGAACUGUGAGCAGGGGCUCAUAGGGUGAGUUUAACUGUCUUGAGGUAUGCUCAGGAUCUGAAUCCAGAUCCCUGGACCACACCUGCAGCUGGUGGGAAGCAGUGUGGCUGCACUGAGUACACUGGCUUAUACCCCCUAAAGAUCUCCCCCCCCCCCAUUUUUAUGGGGCAUGGAGGUAAUGCUCCAUGCCCACCUUGAUCUAAGCCAGGGCUGUUUGACUUUUGGGUGGCGGAGGGCUGCACGCUGUAUAGGUCCCCUAGGAGUCCCUGCCAUUGCCCCCCCCACCAAGCCCCUUGGGGGCUUGCCUGCUUCCUGGGCCAUGCUGCCCGGGGGGCAGGGAGCAGAAGCUUGAGGGGGAGAGGGAGCCUGGAGACUCCAGCAGCAGCAGAGCGGUGUGGGGACCAGCACCUGGACCAGGACCCCCUGGGCCUCAAGUGAACCCCUCUCCUGCAGCCUGUGGGCUGUGAGUUGGACAGAUCUGAUCCAAGCCAUCGCAGACUGGAGGAAGGGGAAGCUCAAAUCCAAGCCUCAGGUUUCAGUGGGGGCCAAUCCAGAUCAGGGAGUUUUGGCAACUUGCAUUGGAAAGAGGCUUGGCUUUUCCUCCUCGUUUCACUGCAUAAACUGUUGGCAGGACAUGGUUCCAUAGUAAUCUCAUUAUGCAGUUGGCUCGCUGUGCGGUGGGUAAUGGCUUCCAGCAAUACAUUCCCUUGGACAAUGCUUUUAGUAACAUGCUAUAGAUAAACACUGUUUUUGUCGAUGCCUGUAAAUGACUUAAUAUGUGGUGUGGAGUCCUCUGGAGAUGGCGCAACCUGGAUGCCAUCCCUGGCUGAGGAUGGGAAGAGCCAGCCUCCACGUCGCCCCUUAACGGCCUCGUGCAGUAUUACUAAGUAGAGUCAGCCUCUGGUCCAUUAGCAGGAAAGGACCUGGCGGGUAUCUGGUGAGUCAGCUUGGCUCUUGGCUGAGCCUGCAGGCUCCUGUUUUGCUUGGGUCAUUUAUCCUGGUGCUGAAUCGCGCUGUCCGGUGGAGUUUGCUCUUUGGAUGUUAUCUCUGCACCCCCCUGCAUUUUAUACUGCCUGGGGGAGCAUUGUCAGCAUCAGCAGAGAUGCCCUCAGCAGACGUGGUGAGAUGGACAGCCCAGGAGAGUCCUCGGGAAGGACCACUGGGGCUGUCUAGCUCACCCGUGCAGAGGUGAGAUAUCUGCCACCCUGGCAGUCUGAGCUACUUCUCUGGUUGGAGACUUCCUGCUCUGCUCCUUGUUCAGUUCGGUGAGAUUCAGGGAGAGGCCAUUGGAACAACGUGCCAUGGGUGCUGUUGCACAGCCAGCAGUCACUGCGCCGGGCACCUGAUGCAAAGGCCUGAUCUGAAGACGAGGGGUGUCUUUGGGAGUCUUUCCAUUGACGACCACAAGCUGCUGUGGCUCAUUUCUAAGCGCAGCACCUCCCUAAAGGAGAGGAGAUGCUGCGGUACUGUGGGGUGAUGCCCACAGAGGUUUGAAUGGUGAUUAAUGCUCAUCCUUCUCUGAGCCACAUUUGGGGACCUGGGAAAGUCAAGACAAAGACUCCCAUUGACUUCUGAGGACUUUAGAUCAGGCCACAAAGGAGCAGAAACAAGGACCAGGACUAGGGAAGGAAGCAGACUCCAUCUUUGCCUCGGGUGCCAGGGCUCUGAGGGCAAACCCUGAGGAGCAAGGCCUUUGUGCCAGGGCUCGUGGCAUGAGCGGGAGCAGAAAACUAAUACCCGCUGUGGGUGUGGUAUGUGGUGGGAGCAGCCCCACUAGAACGCAAUGAUCGGGGAAGCACAUAUCUGAUGAAACCCUCCUGUACAGGUCAAAGCACAGCACUUGUAGUAGCUUGUCUGUGUAUCACAUAGCCAGUGUAUUUAUGAUGUGCACCCUGUGCCGGCAGGACAGUUCGGCAGUGUGAAAGAACUACUGUAACAACGUCCAAUUAAAAGUUUCUUCUUACCAA
Molecule: messenger RNA, 10371 nt
Organism: Gavialis gangeticus (Gharial)
Lineage: Eukaryota; Metazoa; Chordata; Crocodylia; Gavialidae
Gene: SLC6A17
Product: solute carrier family 6 member 17
Exons: 11
Coding region: 1-2184 (727 amino acids)
Biological process (GO): alanine transport; sodium ion transmembrane transport; glycine transport
Cellular component (GO): synaptic vesicle; plasma membrane
Source: RefSeq, a predicted model, not a curated record